Ostrinia nubilalis (European corn borer) is the source of this 1051-nucleotide messenger RNA. It is a transcript of the gene 140up, whose product is annotated as RPII140-upstream gene protein. Lineage: Eukaryota; Metazoa; Arthropoda; Insecta; Lepidoptera; Crambidae. The transcript has 6 exons. The record is from RefSeq and is a predicted model, not a curated record. The coding region runs from base 162 to 923 and encodes 253 amino acids. Gene Ontology annotation, cellular component: mitochondrion.
UGGUCGGUGGUCUUAGCAAAUUUCGUAAUUGGCAAAAGUUAUUCGGAUUUAAUGAGUAUUCUUUGGAUUUAAUUGUUUUUACCUGUCCAUUUAAAUCCACUGCCCUCAUUUUAGUUACUAAAAAAUAUCUACAAUCAUAUUAAUGAAAAAUUAGAAUAGAAAUGUUGAGAACAGUGGUACGUCUAACACCGACUUUUAUAUUUCCUAUAUUUGAGAGCAGAAAUGCAAAUGAUUACGAUAUGCUCAACAAAGACACUGAAGCUCCACGUACAGGCUUCGAAAGGGUGAAAAUGAUGUACACAACGAAUGAAUAUGAUGAAGUGUCUCCAGAAAUGAACCAGGUUGCCCAGGCAGCAAUGUUUGGAACAUUUAUCGGAGGUUGUAUGGGAGGCUUUGUAAAAUCUCGCAAUGCAUACCUCUACUUCAUAGAAACCAAUCAAGCAACAAUAUUCACAUCUACUAUGCAAGCUAAGAAAAAGUUACAGGACUAUGUUACAGUUGCGUUUGCGAAAGGGGCCUGCCAGUGGGGAUGGAGAUUAGGCAUAUUUUCUGGAAUGUUCAGUUUAAUAGCUACAACCAUAUCAGUGUACCGAGACGACACAUCCUUGGUGGAGUACAUAACAGCUGGCGCUAUCACUGGUGGACUUUACAAAGCUAAUUUGGGCUUGGCAGCAACCUUCGUUGGAGCUGGACUUGGUGCUGCAUUAAGUACAAUUGCUGGUUUAGCAAUUUUAGGAGUUUUAAAAAUAACUGGUGUAAGCAUGGAAGAUAUAAGGCAAGCAUUGUAUAAACUCAGAGAAGUAAGAGAAGACCAGUUAAAUCAAGCAAUUGAGAAAUCAGCAAAAAUUAAAAACGAUGACCUUACGAGACACCACGAUCAGCUAGUUUUGGAAAAGGGCGAGAAAAAAGUUGAAGAAAUGUAGAAUGAAACCUUGAUUUAUUUUGUAAAUAACUAUUUUUAUUUUAUGUCGUGGGAGUUAUAAUUAUUUUACUCGAAAUUCUGUUUUGUACAGUAAUAUAGGUAUAGCAAUUAAAUAUUUAUUACAAAUCA